Lotus japonicus is the source of this 1544-nucleotide messenger RNA. Its product is annotated as metal tolerance protein 10-like. The record is from RefSeq and is a predicted model, not a curated record. Gene Ontology annotation, cellular component: membrane. Gene Ontology annotation, molecular function: monoatomic cation transmembrane transporter activity. Gene Ontology annotation, biological process: transmembrane transport; monoatomic cation transport. Lineage: Eukaryota; Viridiplantae; Streptophyta; Magnoliopsida; Fabales; Fabaceae. Bases 138 to 1331 code for a protein of 397 amino acids. The transcript is spliced from 6 exons.
UAGUUGAUGAGUUUUUCGCACUUCCGUGUCUCCUUAUAACUAGGAGACUAUAGGGAAGUUUGUUACACAUACACAUACUUCAAACCAAACCGAACCAAAACAAAACAACACAACUCAUCAUCACCAAACCUUGCAACAUGGCGGAGAGUGGUGGCGGAGGAGGACACGGCAGAAUGGAACCACUUCUUGUUACACCGGAGGAACAAGGUGGUGGAGGAAACCCUUCAUGGAGACUCAACGUGAAGGAGUUUCAUCUACCAAACCAAACUGUUGAUCAUCAAAAUAAGUGUUUAAAUGGCCUAAUUCGAAAACCCAGGAAGCAACGCAAAGUGGCAGAAUAUUACAAGAAGCAAGAGAGACUCCUUGAAGGAUUUAAUGAGAUGGACACUAUGACUGAAAAGGGCAUUUUCCCUGGUGGUCUCACUCAGGAUGAAAUGAAGCAACUAGCUAAGAAUGAACGUUUCGCGGUCACUGCGUCAAACGUGUGUAACUUGAUUCUCUUUGGGGCAAAGGUUUUCGCCUCAUACGAGAGCAGAUCAUUAGCAGUCCUUGCCUCAACCUUGGAUUCUCUCUUGGAUCUCUUGUCAGGGUUCAUAUUGUGGUUCACUUCAUAUUCGAUGAAAAAACCGAACCACUAUCACUACCCAAUCGGAAAGAAACGUAUGCAACCAGUGGGUAUCAUUGUUUUCGCAUCAGUUAUGGCAACCUUGGGGUUGAAUAUUUUGAUUGAAUCUUGCAGGCAACUUGUUGCGAAGUCUAAACCUGAUGGGGAUCCAACAAAGGAGAAAUGGAUGAUUGGGAUCAUGGUAUCUGUGACUGUAGUCAAGUUCAUUCUUAUGCUCUAUUGUCGAAGAUUUAAAAAUGAAAUUGUGAGAGCAUAUGCACAAGAUCAUUUUUUUGAUGUCAUUACUAAUUCCGUUGGAUUAGCCGCUGCUGUUCUAGCUAUCAAGUUCAAAUGGUGGAUUGAUCCAAUAGGAGCCAUUAUUAUAGCAUUGUAUACAAUUAACACAUGGGCGAAGACCGUGAUUGAGAAUGUUUGGUCGCUAAUUGGAAGGACAGCGCCGCCUGAUUUUCUUGCUAAGUUAACCUACCUUAUAUGGAAUCACCAUGAACAGAUUAAGCACAUUGACACGGUUAGAGCAUACACCUUUGGGGCAGAAUACUUUGUGGAAAUUGACAUUGUUUUGCCACAAGACAUGCCUCUCCACCUUGCUCACAACAUUGGUGAGACACUCCAAGAGAAGGUGGAACAACUUCCAGAAGUUGAGAGAGCUUUCGUGCACAUAGAUUUCGAGUUCACUCAUAGACCUGAGCAUAAGAUCAUGGUAUGAUAGGGGUCAGCGAAUGAGACAUCGAAUGAGACAUCAUUUGAGGACAAAUUGAUUCCGUACGUUAGUGAUUAGUGACAUAUCACAAUGUUGAUUCUCUUGAUAAUGUUAUUUAGGCCAAAUAAGACAACUUUGCUUUAUGAUGAUGAUAUGUCAAUAGUUGCUGAUUGAUUCCUUGGAUUAAACGUUCUAUGAUAUAUUUUCAUCGACUUAAAA